CACGACGCGAGGAUGGGCCCACAAUACAAUGAAAAGACAGUACCACCGUUCAGUAUGCGAGCUCGCGGAUAAGGAUAAUGGCUGGCACCUCGGUGUAGUGCACAUGAAGGCGCAGCAAGUCCUCGACUUCCGGAUUGAAGACAUGGCAGCACGGAUGCGCGAACUAGCGCCAGAGUUGUGGGAGCUCGUCUCGUUUGUUCUCUCGGGGAACGAGCUCUGGGCCCAGCCGCAGGUAGAGAAUGUGGCCCUGAGCCCCGAGGAGGUUGAGCUAUGGGAGGAACUCGGGGAUCCAGAGAGUAGCAGUGGGGCUGGCGAGCAACGCGCCAAGCUCCGGCAGGCAUUGUGUCGUGUACAAUGUAACGCGCUCGCUGCUGUGAAUGGUAUCUUCUUUCACUCGUGCAAUGCUCCCGACAAAGUUAUCAAGGCCCUUGCACACAUGGGCAUUACGAUCUCGCCGUCUUCCAUUAACAACGCAGUUCGUUCUCUGUCGAUCGAAAACGCGCAUGAUAUCCGCACGCUCGGACAAUCCCUGGAGGCGAUGUUCGCAUACGACAAUCUCGAGUUGACAUUGAAUACCAUGACACCGACAAUCGAGCAGUCCGGCGACCGUUUGGUCCACCUUACCUCGGGUCUCAUCAUGAAGCUGGAGCAUGGUGUCACAGCCGAGGACCUACGCUGUUCCCGACUGCUCUGGCAGACUUCGCGCAUGAAUCCUGCAAUCCCUGUCACAAAACUCAAGUAUCAUCCCGUGCGCGCAAUGAAUAUCAACCAAUCAAGGGUUGACGGGAACAUAGAGGCCAUUGCGGAUAUCCAGAAACAAGCUGGCAUAGGUGAUCCGACGGCGAAGGAUGCACCACCAGACACAGUCGACAUCUCCGAAUAUGUGACCAUCAUUCACGGCGAUCUUGGGACUGGCGAAUGUGUGCAGGCAAUCCAGAAGCGUCGCAGUAUCGAGGACACUGAGCUGCGACGCUACCAGUCGGUGGUUUUCGCGCCGGGUAUCUUUCACACACGGAUGGCCUGCGUGGACAAUGUAUACAGAGUAUUCAUACAACCUACCGAAUCGCGUGUUGACGACAAUUCCCUGAUGAAGUUCGUGGGGAAGCUUCGACCGAAGGAAACUGGUCAAAUAGGCUCAAAACCGAAGUUUCGCCAGAUGCACGAAGUCGUUCUGCAUGCGGGCAUCGUUCUACGAUUGGAUUGCUGGAGAACCGAAGCCAGACGUCAAUAUAGUAGCAAAAACGUCAAGAAUCUGGCCGAUUUCGCUGCACAGAAGCCUACCUUUGCACAGCUUGUAGCUAUGGCACAUGGUAUGGUCCGAAAAUACGUUGCAGGAAAGGACAAUUUGUUUGCUUCGCGCCGCCGCACUACGGCUACUCGAGACCAGCAGUAUGAAAACAUCACACUGAUGCACCAGUACUUUUCGCUGUAUGAGGAGUUCUCGUGGCGUGCUAAUGCCGGUGACAUUGGAGGGCUAGAGGCAGUCAUGAUCUCGUGGAUUCCUCUGUGGAAAGCUACCGGAAAGCAUAAGUAUGCUGCACAUAUGGUCAAGUUCCUCACCGACGUACAUUUUGUCUACCCCGAACGUCUCCGACAUGCUAUCCGAUACAAUCUCCUCGUCAAUCCUACGGGCAAAGCCCAUGCAUUCCGUGGUGUUGAUUGGGUUGUAGAGCUCAUAAACCUCUUCACAAAGGAUACAUAUGGCGGGGACGGCUCAAACUUCACAAAGGAUCGAGUGAUCACAGAGUCUCCAAACGUACUCGUGUACCGAAGUUGCGCCCGCAACGCAGAGCGCAAUUUCUAUCUAUGCGGACUCUCGUCUGCUCAUGGGAAGAAAGAUAUGACUGUUACAUAUAAUGCACUACUUAAGGACAUGGACGAGACGGCGCCACACGAGUAUCGAGCUGGCAGAAAAUCUGCCUAUUGCAUACCAAACAUGUUGGACAGGGGAAUCGAGAUGAUACUGGGUGGAAUGGGUGACGAAGAAGAUAGUAACAUGGACCCGGCUGUAGGUGGCGUAGACAGUACUAUCGAUGCCGGGGACAUUAGUGUCGACGUCGAAUUGUAG
This is a messenger RNA of Fomitopsis serialis, 2068 nucleotides long. RefSeq lists its product as uncharacterized. The transcript has 5 exons. The record is from RefSeq and is a predicted model, not a curated record. NCBI's taxonomy places the organism in Eukaryota, Fungi, Basidiomycota, Agaricomycetes, Polyporales, Fomitopsidaceae. Bases 29 to 2068 code for a protein of 679 amino acids.